GCGCGGCCCGCGGCUUCACCCGGGCGGGAGCGAUGAGCGACAACGAUGACAUCGAGGUGGAGAGCGACGUGAGUUGGGCCCCCAACCCCGGGACAAUCCCUGGGAUAACCCCCCGUGGCUCUUCGCCACCUUAGGAGUUCUGAGAAUGGGGUAAUGUUUGGUUUGUGUGUGUUCUUCCUUCAUAUGGCGGCGCCCCCCCCACCAUCUUCUUCCUCUUCCUCCUCGGCCGGGUCGGGGCUCCUCAGGAGGAGCAGCCGAGGUUUCAGUCCGCGGCCGACAAACGGGCUCAUCACAAUGCGCUGGAGCGCAAGCGCAGGGACCACAUCAAGGAUAGCUUCCACAGCCUGCGGGAUUCCGUGCCCUCACUCCAAGGAGAGAAGGCAUCCCGGGCCCAAAUCCUGGACAAAGCCACAGAGUACAUCCAGUACAUGCGCCGGAAAAACCACACACACCAGCAGGACAUCGACGACCUCAAGCGGCAGAAUGCGCUGCUGGAGCAGCAAGUGCGUGCGCUGGAGAAGGCCCGAGCCAGCGCCCAGCUCCAGGCCAGCUAUCCCGCAGACAACAGCCUCUACACCAACCCCAAGGGCAGCGCCAUCUCCGCCUUCGAUGGUGGCUCCGACUCCAGCUCCGACUCGGAGCCCGACGAGCCGCAGAACAGGAAGAAGCUGCGCAUGGAGGCCAGUUAGGCCCCUCCGCCGCCCCCCGGCCCGCGGCAGGACUUGCUCCCUCCGCUCCUAGAAGCUCUCGGACUGCAGCUUCCCAGCCUUCCCCGGCCCCUUCCCUGCUCCCACCGCGCCGGCCCCGGGGGGGAGCCGGCCAGGCUGAGCAGAAAGACUUGGGGGGGGUCAGGGAGACUCCCCCGCCAACUCCCCUCUGCUAGUGAUCCCCCUCCCCUUCCCUCCUGGUUUUAUAGGAGCAUUUCUAUUUAUACCCGGGGACCAGUGCAGUCCAGAAUGGGGAGGAGCCGGGCAGCCCCCCCCCCAGAAAAAGGAGCAAGCACUGGGGGCGGAACUCCCUAUUUAUUUUCUCCGUGUGCAACUCCACCUGCCCGAGUCGGCGGAGCACAGAGCCAGGCUUGGAGGCUCCUUCCCCACUCCUCCUUCCCUCCUUUGACCCUUCCCAACCUCCAUGGCAUUUUCCGAACUCCAGUGGCCCGUCCCUGCCCCGUAGGUGCCCCUUUUCCCCCCAUUUUGAUGCCAUUCCAUGGAUCUAAGGUAUGUUGUACAUACUGCCCAGAGAUGUCUUGCAAGUUAAGGCUUCCCUUUACUAUAAGACUAUAAAUAAUAAACAAAAAAAGCCAAAAUUCCACUUAUUUUAUCCUCCCCCAUGGUUACCGCGUGUUCUUGGAAUGGGGGAAGUUGGUGCCACCGGAUCCAGACGUGGCAUCACCUCUUGCUCCACAUCCCCGGGGCCACCAGCACACGGCGGGUGUCACUUCUGAUUUAUUGAUGCCAAAAAAACUGCCAAAGCCCCUGUCCCACCUCAGCCCUGGCCAGGAUGGCAGCGGGACACCAGGCCCGGAGCAGACUGGAUUUUGGUAUUGCUAGCGCCCUGAGCACCUCGCUCUGCCUGGCCAGGCCGCCGUGGGGAUGGGCUGUGCCAGUUACUCCCGGGGCUUGGCACCCCGAGCCAGCAGC
Messenger RNA from Cinclus cinclus, 1640 nucleotides. RefSeq names its product MYC associated factor X (gene MAX). Gene Ontology annotation, cellular component: RNA polymerase II transcription regulator complex. The record is from RefSeq and is a predicted model, not a curated record. NCBI's taxonomy places the organism in Eukaryota, Metazoa, Chordata, Aves, Passeriformes, Cinclidae. The transcript is spliced from 4 exons. Gene Ontology annotation, biological process: positive regulation of transcription by RNA polymerase II. Gene Ontology annotation, molecular function: protein dimerization activity; DNA-binding transcription factor activity. Bases 154 to 741 code for a protein of 195 amino acids.